This is a messenger RNA of Abrus precatorius (Indian licorice), 1055 nucleotides long. Its product is annotated as metal tolerance protein 9. Gene Ontology annotation, molecular function: monoatomic cation transmembrane transporter activity. The record is from RefSeq and is a predicted model, not a curated record. Gene Ontology annotation, cellular component: membrane. The coding region runs from base 24 to 1055 and encodes 343 amino acids. Gene Ontology annotation, biological process: monoatomic cation transport; transmembrane transport. Lineage: Eukaryota; Viridiplantae; Streptophyta; Magnoliopsida; Fabales; Fabaceae. The transcript has 6 exons.
GGCUCCUUGAAGGAUAUAAUGACAUGGAUACUAUGACUGAAAUGGGUUAUUUCCCGGGAAGUCUCACUGAGGAAGAAAUGAAGCAACUAGCAAGAAGUGAGAGGUUAGCAGUUAAUGUGUCAAAUGCAGCUAACAUGGUGCUAUUUGCAGCAAAGGUUUAUGCUUCAAUAAAGAGCAAAUCCUUAGCAGUCAUUGCUUCAACACUAGAUUCUCUCUUGGAUCUCUUGUCAGGAUUUAUAUUAUGGUUCACGGCCAAUGCCAUGAAAAGCCCAAACCAUUAUUAUUACUAUCCCAUUGGAAAGAAACGGAUGCAACCAGUGGGUAUCAUUGUUUUUGCAUCAGUGAUGGCAACCUUGGGAUUGCAGAUUCUGAUAGAGUCUGCCCGACAACUGAUUUCAAAGUCUAUGCCUGAAAUGGAUCUUGAUGACUUGAAAUGGAUGAUUGGGAUUAUGGUAUCUGUGACUGUUGUGAAGUUCAUUCUCAUGGUCUAUUGUCCAAGGUUUGAUAACGAAAUUGUCAAAGCCUAUGCACAAGAUCAUUUUUUUGAUGUCAUAACUAAUUCAGUUGGAUUAGCUGCUGCUGUGCUUGCUAUCAAGUAUAAUUGGUGGAUUGAUCCUAUGGGAGCUAUUAUUAUAGCAUUGUAUACAAUUAAUACAUGGGCAAAGACAGUGAUUGAGAAUGUAUGGUCACUUAUUGGGAGGACAGCACCACCUGAUUUUUUAGCAAAGUUGACAUAUUUGAUAUGGAAUCACCACGAAGAGGUUAAGCACAUAGAUACUGUCAGAGCAUACACCUUCGGUGCUCAUUACUUUGUUGAAGUUGAUAUUGUGUUGCCAGAGGACAUGCCUCUUAAUCAAGCACACAACAUUGGUGAGACACUACAAGAGAAGCUUGAGCAACUUCCAGAAGUUGAAAGAGCCUUCGUGCACAUUGAUUUUGAGUUUACUCACAGGCCUGAACAUAAGACGAUGGGGUACGGUCGAGCAAGGGAAAUGAGUGGUAUUUUCUUAGAUUUUGGGAUUUGCCCUUCGCACCUACAGCUCAUGAACCCAUAG